AUGCCGAGUCUUGACAUCCCUGGAGAAUUCCUGAGACAUGCUGUGCUAGAUACAGUCGUCCCACAUGCUUCGAACAUAGAUCUGGAGGCCGCUCUGGCAAAGGCCUUGGAAGGAGGAGCGGACGACCUAUCUUCUGUACUGUCCUUAAUACCUCAGCGGUCACUCCUGUUCUUCGGUACGGUGAAAGACAGCCUCCUGAUCGAACUCCUAUUGUCCGAUUGCUCGCGGGCGAGCUUGAAACAUCACCUCCCAAACCUUGAAGUCAAACUUGAUGUUUUUGCUAUCGACCCCGCCGAGGCAGUCUCUGGGAAUCCGACACCUACGAGGGACCUGAUAUUCUCAGGGGUUGUAAGUGGACAGGAGGAACCACUGGUAGUCGUAAAUGAGUUUGAAGGGGAGGCAGGGAGCGGCAAUCAUGUUCAACAACAACAGUCCCCUGACGACGAUUAUCUUCCUCCGCUGGUUCCUGCUUCAACAAAUAUCCUGCAACCUUUGUCAACAGAUGAAGCCUUGAACAAAAUCGACCCCUUCCUACCUGCGUCCAGGCUUCUAAGAGUCGUACCUGCGCAAUACAGCGAGGAUCCUAUAUAUAAUGUCCAACAACGAUCAGGUCAUCCGAUCCGUGUGGUCCCUGCAGCCAGCGCCAGGAUACGGUACUCUCGACUGAACUCAUUUUCUGGACGACCUACGACAAUUGCAAGUCUGGAUUUUGAAGUCACUCCGUUUCUUAACUGCGAUGUGUUAUUUGAUAAAGCCGAACUUCGGUUAUCAGACGGGAAGAUUGAAACAUUAUCUGAAGACCCCGGACUGAAACCACCGAUCAUAUGUCGCCCAAGGGACGAUGUGACUCUGAUCUAUAAAUUGACACCUGGGUACAGCCAGGAUUCGAGUCUCUCGACCACCGUGUUGGUCAGCGUCCUGGAUAUAUCCCUAGAGGCAGUCAUCCAAGUAUCAGACGACUGCCAUCCACGAAUUCUUAUGCAGUGGAGGACAAACAUUGACUUCUCAAUGAUCUUGAAUCCAACGUUCGGUGGUCCUAGUCAAGCCUUGCAACGGAGUAACCGCCCAGUAAGUCUUUCUGUGGGGCAACAUCAAGUGAACGUCCUAGCCAGUGGUCCUCCUCCCAGCUGGAGCUCAUUGAGAGACAGAGCCUCUUCGAUAACAGACAUGGGAGUCACAAUCUCGUUCACUGGUCCUAGCAGGGUGGAAGUUGGCAAACCAUUCUCCUGGGAUGUGUUUAUUGUCAACCGAUCCACGAUCGCGCGUAAAUUCGCCAUGGUUGCCAUUCCUCGCAGGAAACGAGCAGAUCAGAGAGGACAUGUAACCAGGCCUUCAUCAUCAUCUCUCUCGAGCCUUAAAGGGGAUGGGGUUGCAGAAGCAGUGACGGACGACAACAUAGUCCAUGCGAUGCAAAAGACCGUGGCGGGCCAGGAAGCUGAGCUCAUAUGCCUCAGCACGGAAAUCCGCAUUGGCCCCCUUCCACCAGGAACGUGUUAUUCAACCGAGUUGAAACUGCUUCCCCUUGCAGUUGGACCUCUUCACUUGGAAGCCGUGCGCCUCGUGGACGCCCAUACCAACGAAACUACCGAUAUCCGAGAUCUUCCGGACAUAGUAGCAUUUGAUCGAAAUGGUUUACCCUAUGCAGUAUAG
Messenger RNA from Aspergillus fumigatus Af293, 1650 nucleotides. The record is from RefSeq and is a predicted model, not a curated record. NCBI's taxonomy places the organism in Eukaryota, Fungi, Ascomycota, Eurotiomycetes, Eurotiales, Aspergillaceae.